GAUCACAUCUUGGGUCGACCAUCGACCCGUUUCCGCAAGUGGCAGGUCUUCACCGUCGUGCUCUUCUGGAGCUUCUACCUCUCCAAGUUCAGUCGCCAUGGCCCGCCAGGCGUUCAAAGACUGUCGCGAUGGCUCUCGAGUCGAUUUACCAUGCACCAGGCUCUCGUCGCCUCCGGUGUCGCUCUCUACGUAUCGCGGAACUUUGCAAGAGUUGUGGGAUUAGAAUCGCCCGAGCCGCUGGCGAACUUAUAUGAUCGAAGCUUCUUUCGCGCGACAUGGAUAACAACAGCGCUGGACGCUGGCUGGUGGACUGCCAUGCAUUUGCGGCCCAAAUGGCUGCGACAUUCCUGCGAGAUCAUCUUCACAGUGUACUAUCUGGUCUGUGCGGAGCAAGCAGACGAACUGGUCAAGAGAGUACGCGGAGACUUGAACGUACAGCAUUUGCGAGUGAGCUGGAACAAACCCAAUUCGCCAGUACUGCGUUGGGUCACGGGCUUGAUGCGUCCGAAGUUUAUGAAAUAUCCACCAAGGCCGAUUACGAUACCGAGACCGAAGAACAGCGAUUACAGAGAAGCAGUAGCGGCAUGGUUAUACUUCGAUGGACCAAUGUCUGAUCUUGCAGAACAGCAUCAGCUAGUGCUGGACAUACCAGGAGGCGGAUUCGUUGCAAUGGAUCCGCGAUGUCACGACGACAAGCUCAUGGCAUGGGCGGGUAAAUUGGGAAUCCCAGUCAUUGCUCUCGACUACAAAAAGGCUCCGGAGUAUCCCUACCCUCAUGCUCUGAACGAGUGCUACGAUGCAUACUUCCAGAUGGUGGCCACUCGCGGUCGAUGCGUUGGAUUAUCUGGAGAGCAUGCUCCGAAGAUCAUUAUCAGUGGAGACAGUGCUGGCGGAAAUCUGGCAUUCAGCACUGUCUUGAUGAUACUGGAUGACCAGUCACCAUACUCUGGCUGGGAUUCUAGUCGUCAAGCACAAAGUCUGCCACCACCGGAAGCAGUCGUCGGCAUAUACCCUGCACUGGAGAUGAAUAUAGGCAACUGGAUGACGGAUGAACAACUCUCCCUUUUACGAAGGCCUGAACGACGGACCGAGAAUAAGCGAAUCAUGGACCGGAAAAGCCAAGAUUUCCGAAAGCUCACUCCAAACACCCCAGGCAAUUCGGACGAUGAAGACGAUGACCACAUGACCAAUGGAGUACGCAGCAACGGCCAACGCAGAUCUAAGCAGUAUACUCGACUUGCAAUGAGUAGUAUGAUAUCCUACUUCAACGAUCGCAUCAUUUCUCCGGAAAUGCUUCGCGCCAUGAUUGUGCUAUACGUCGGCGAGUACCGUCGACCCGACUUCGCGACGGACUAUUUACUAUCACCACUCCGCGCACCAGAGGCGCUUCUGGCCCGCUUCCCGAAGACUUUUCUGCUCUGCGGCGAGCGCGAUCCUCUGGUUGAUGACACGGCCAUAUUCGCCGGUCGUCUGCGCCAGGCACAUAAACAAGAGUUCACUCGUCGACAAGAACUUGGCCUGGAGAAUGAGGACGCCGUCUUCGAUGAUAAGAAACAUGUUCAAGUCGUGCUCGUCAACGGAGUCAGCCAUGGCUUCCUCCAAUUUGUCAGCGUCUUUCCUCGAGGUUGGCAGUACGUGCACGCCUGCAGUCGGUGGAUGCGAGACGUCUUCGAGAAGGCUGAG
This is a messenger RNA of Zymoseptoria tritici IPO323, 1683 nucleotides long. RefSeq lists its product as uncharacterized. The transcript has a single exon. Gene Ontology annotation, molecular function: triacylglycerol lipase activity; sterol ester esterase activity. The annotation marks the transcript as partial. Gene Ontology annotation, cellular component: cytosol. Lineage: Eukaryota; Fungi; Ascomycota; Dothideomycetes; Mycosphaerellales; Mycosphaerellaceae. The record is from RefSeq and is a predicted model, not a curated record. Gene Ontology annotation, biological process: triglyceride catabolic process.